Molecule: messenger RNA, 3840 nt
Organism: Blumeria graminis f. sp. triticale
Lineage: Eukaryota; Fungi; Ascomycota; Leotiomycetes; Helotiales; Erysiphaceae
Source: the annotation of a GenBank genome assembly
AUGGCUGACGACUCAACACUUGCGGCUGCUGCUUCGAUUCUGCAAAAUUUAGGGACAUUGCGAAACCCACGAUUUCUGGAGGUUAAAAUUCCUGGCGCAAAUACACCGGCAAAACUUACUCUCGAAAAUGAAAUCACUGCUCUUAUCUUGCGGGUACAGGACCUCGAGUCUAAGGCGUAUGCUUUCAAAAAUAUACUCCCUGCGACGCCGAGCGAGAGCGCAACCCCAUCUGCUUUUGCCGAUGUUCUAACUGGUGGCUUCACUCGUUCUACCAAAGCGAUAGAUUCAAGGCAACACUAUAUUAACUCAAAAUUUGUCAAUGGAAGCUCAAGUAUUGAAGGACGAUCGCCCAAGCUUCUAAAGCUCGCAAAUGAUGAAUUGAUUGAAACACUGCAAAAAGAAAUCGCCGACCAAGCAGAGCAAAUUAAAGAAGGGAAAUCGAGACAGCAGGAAAUUGAAGCUCAAAUGAUUCAGCAGGCAGAACACCAGCAACAUUUGAUUAAUCAGUAUGAGGCAAAACGAGUGGCAUCCCUUGAGCGAGAGCUCAAAAAACAUCAGCAGGCAAAUGAAGCUUUUCAAAAAGCUUUACGGGAAAUAGGAGAGAUAAUAACAGCUGUCGCCAAAGGCGAUCUGAGCAAGAAAGUCCAAAUUCACUCGGUAGAAAUGGAUCCGGAGAUAACUACUUUCAAAAGAGUUAUCAAUACUAUGAUGGACCAGCUUCAAAUAUUUUCUAGUGAAGUCUCACGGGUUGCUAGAGAGGUUGGAACAGAAGGAAUACUCGGAGGUCAAGCUCAAAUAUCUGGAGUUGAUGGUACAUGGAAAGAGUUAACAGAUAAUGUCAACAUAAUGGCCCAAAACUUAACUGACCAGGUACGGGAAAUUGCCUCAGUCACUACAGCCGUUGCACAUGGAGAUUUGACUCAAAAAAUUGAGAGGCCUGCGCAAGGCGAGAUUCUACAACUUCAGCAGACCAUAAACACCAUGGUUGACCAGCUACGAACGUUUGCGGCCGAGGUAACCCGCGUGGCAAGAGACGUAGGUACAGAGGGAAUACUUGGAGGACAGGCUGAGAUUGAAGGUGUGAAAGGCAUGUGGAACACAUUAACAGUCAACGUUAAUGCUAUGGCCAACAAUUUGACAACACAGGUCCGAGAUAUUGCCAUGGUCACCACCGCUGUUGCAAAAGGAGACCUUACGCAGAAAGUUAAAGCUGAGUGCAAAGGCGAAAUAAUGCAGCUGAAAGAGACCAUCAACUCUAUGGUUGACCAACUUCAGCAAUUUGCCCGUGAAGUUACGAAAAUAGCCAGGGAGGUCGGAACUGAAGGUAAACUCGGUGGCCAAGCAACUGUGCACGAUGUUGAGGGUACGUGGAGAGAUCUGACGGAAAAUGUUAACGGAAUGGCCAUGAACCUUACUACCCAAGUACGAGAGAUUGCCAAGGUCACAACUGCGGUAGCCAAAGGUGACUUGACUAAAAAAAUUGGGGUCGAGGUACAAGGGGAGAUUGCUUCACUAAAGGAUACCAUUAACACAAUGGUUGAUAGACUCGGAACCUUUGCUUUUGAGGUCAGCAAGGUGGCCCGAGAAGUCGGCACAGAUGGCACAUUAGGUGGUCAGGCACAGGUUGAUAAUGUUGAAGGAAAGUGGAAAGAUUUAACUGAAAAUGUUAACACCAUGGCGAGUAAUUUAACCUCUCAGGUUAGAGGAAUUUCAACCGUCACGCAGGCUAUUGCAAAUGGUGUGAUGAGCCAAAAAAUCGAGGUUGAAGCGGCAGGAGAGAUUCUGGUCUUGAAAGAAACGAUCAACAACAUGGUUGAUAGGUUGAGUAUUUUUUCUAAUGAAGUUCAACGUGUGGCUAAAGAUGUCGGAGUUGAUGGUAAAAUGGGUGGUCAAGCAGAUGUUGCGGGGAUUGGCGGUCGUUGGAAAGAGAUUACAACUGACGUCAACACAAUGGCUCAGAACUUGACGGCCCAAGUCCGUGCAUUUGGAGAUAUAACUAAUGCAGCUACGGACGGAGACUUUACAAAACUAAUAACCGUCGAAGCUUCAGGAGAGAUGGAUGAACUGAAGCGAAAAAUUAACAAAAUGGUUUUUAAUUUGAGAGAUUCAAUACAGCGUAACACAGCUGCUAGGGAAGCCGCUGAAUUUGCCAAUAGAACUAAGUCGGAGUUUUUAGCAAAUAUGAGUCAUGAGAUCAGAACCCCAAUGAAUGGUAUAAUUGGUAUGACUCAGCUCACACUUGACACAGACCUUACGCAGUAUCAACGCGAGAUGCUUAAUAUCGUUCAUAACUUGGCCAACAGCCUUUUGACGAUCAUCGAUGAUAUACUCGACUUAUCAAAGAUCGAAGCCAAUAGAAUGGUAAUGGAGGAGAUUCCAUACACCCUUCGAGGAACUGUUUUUAAUGCACUGAAGACAAUGGCGGUGAAGGCUAACGAGAAAUUUCUCGAUCUGACUUAUCGAGUCGACAGUUCAGUUCCUGACCACGUUGUUGGCGAUUCUUUCCGUUUGCGGCAAGUAAUUCUUAAUUUGGUUGGCAAUGCUAUCAAAUUUACCGAACAUGGGGAAGUUUCUUUGACUAUUCGCAAAGCUAAGCAAGAUCAAUGCUCAUCAAAUGAGUAUGCCAUCGAAUUUUCAGUUUCUGACACUGGAAUUGGCAUCGAAGCAGACAAAUUAGGUCUGAUAUUUGAUACAUUUCAGCAAGCCGACGGUUCCAUGACACGGAAAUUUGGUGGAACGGGCCUUGGUCUCUCGAUAUCCAAAAGGCUUGUCAAUCUUAUGGGAGGAGAUGUCUGGGUAAUGAGUGAAUAUGGAAAGGGCAGCACGUUCUUUUUCACCUGCACUGUCCGCCUCGCUACUUCAGAUAUCAGCUUUAUUGAAAAACAACUUAAACCUUAUCAGUCACAUAACGUUCUUUUCAUUGAUAAGGGGCAAACAGGACAUGGUAAAGAAAUUGUCGGUAUGCUGAAGCAAAUUGGCCUCGUCCCAACAAUAGUCGAUUCAGAGAAUAAUCUCAACUUGUGUGAAGACAGCAUAAUGCUAGCGUCUAUGUAUGACGUCAUAAUUGUUGACUCAAUCGAAACAGCUCGAAAAUUACGUUCUAUCGACGAAUUUAAGUAUUAUCCAAUUGUUCUCUUGGCUCCAGUCGUUCAUGUCAGUCUAAAAUCAGCUCUAGACCUUGGUAUUACAUCAUACAUGACUACUCCAUGUCUUACAAUCGAUCUAGGAAACGGAAUGAUCCCAGCGUUGGAGAAUAGAGCUGCACCCUCAUUAACAGAUAACACAAAGUCUUUCGACAUAUUAUUAGCUGAAGAUAAUAUAGUGAACCAACGGUUAGCGGUAAAAAUCUUGGAAAAAUAUCAUCACAUCGUCACAGUUGUAGGGAAUGGACAGGAAGCAUUUGAUGCAAUCCGAGCCAAACGAUAUGAUGUAAUACUCAUGGACGUACAGAUGCCAGUUAUGGGUGGGUUCGAGGCCACAGGAAAGAUAAGAGAAUACGAACGCAAUCUAGGAACCCAAAGAACACCUAUCAUCGCCCUUACUGCCCAUGCUAUGUUGGGUGAUAGGGAAAAGUGUAUUCAGGCGCAGAUGGACGAAUACCUUUCGAAACCUUUGAAGCAAAACCAUUUGAUCCAGACAAUCUUAAAAUGUGCCACUCUAGGUGGAGCACUCUUAGAAAAGGAACGAGAAGUUCGGGUAAUUUCAAAAGAAGAGGCUUCUAAAAUUUCUAGUACCAAAAAUGUCAAAGACGUUCCCCCUGCCUCAGUAGGCAACGAAAAAAGUCAUCGCUCUCGCCCCAUAUCGAAGCCUCGCGAUUUGAAAGGUAUAGGGAACAGUUAG